AUGGCGGACGAAGGAAGUGUUGUUGCUUCGGCUUGUGCGACUUCCAAAUCUAUCCCUCAAUCUAUGAUCGAUAAUGUGCUAGCAGUGUGUCCUGAUGUUGAUCCCAAGGAUGUUGCCAAGGAUCUAGUUAUCACUGGAAGUGCUACACGAACAAUCAACAGGAUUUUAGAUGGACAGGUAUGUGUAAACAAACGCGCUGCUUACAUUUUCAUGCUUCGUCACUCGUUACUCUUUCUUAGGCCAUACGAAAAAUCAGAGUGAUUUUCAGAAAUACCCGUUCCACGUGAAAUGGCACAAUGACGCAGGCAAGCUAAUCUGAAGACAUACUUGUACAUAUCAGCACACUGAUUUUAAAUCCCUCUGUUAAAUCCCACUUAUCAAGUGGUUUUGCCCGAUAUGUUUAUUUCAUGAAACCACAAAAACAAACAAACAAACAAACAGGCAAUAACAAAAAUGGUUGAGUUUUGUUUUGACCUUUUUAAAAGAUGGUGUUGUGGUAGGGAAGACAGUAUCAUUGAUAAACAAUGUACAUAUCAUGAUGUUGUGGUUCAAUUCUGUCCUUGGUUUAAAUUCUAUUUUCUUUCGUUUUUGGGUAGGGUAAUAUAUGAUAAUGAGUUUGAAACAAAGGGAAAUAUAAUUUCAACCAAGGAUAAAAUUGAACCACAACAUAUAUGAAUGGACUGAUCUUUCUUUCUUCUUUUCUUCCAUACUUUCUAGUUUCCAGCAGCAGUUAAUGUUGAUUUUGAAAGCAUGCCAUCAGAGAUCAGUUCUGAGGAUGAAGUUAGAGGACCAUAUAAAGUCACUUCACCUCAUUCCAAGAAUUUAUCAGUGUCUGCUAAUAAAGUCUUGCCAGUUAUAAAUCAUGAUGAUAACUCUAGUGACACUGAAAAAUAUACCGAUACAGAUGAUGAUGAUGAUGAUAUUACAAUACUUAAUGAAGAGUCAAAAAGUUUGUUCAGUGCUCUUAAGAAGAGAAUGCACAGUACAAAACAAUCAGAACACAAGUAUGCAAAACAAACAAAAACCCUGGACUUGCACAAGGACAACAGAAUUAUUAAUAACAAUUAUGAAUUGGAGAGCAGUCCACAGAAACGACCUAUAAAUACUAAGAGGACAAGCUCCAUUGUUGAUCUUUCAUUCUCAGAUGAUGACAGUAGCUUUGAAAAGAUUAGCCAUAAAGAGCACUCACCUCUUGCAAUGAAUAGAACUGCAAAUUGUGCUAUGAAAGUACCAACUGGAGCCAGUCAUAGAAUCAAGAGUGUUAAUAAACUUAGAAAUGGCUCAAAACAGGGGACAAAUGGUUUGGAUUCACGUCUGCAUGGAUCUGACAAUGACACUGAUAGCUGUGAAGGAAGUGAUGGGUUUCCUUGCAUUCUAGCAUCAUCCAGGCUUCUCUAUAGUGAAACAACCAGCAGAUCUGCCACAGCAGGUCUCACCUCAGGAAGCUGUUUGGACUCUCAAGAUAGUUCUGGAAUACCUUUUAAAAGAAAGAAGAGAUCAAAAGAGGAAAUAAUGAGUCAGAGAAAUGAAGCUUUGGUAAGUAGCUAGGGAAGUGUAUGAACUCAAUAUCAAAACAGGACACCGUGUACCUUUGUUAUUUCGGCAAUAAUUUCUUUUGUUGGAAGAAUGCCAUAACUCGCCUGUUUCAGGUGUUCUGAUAGUAGAACAUGAGUGAAAAAUUGACAAAGAAAAAAAAAAACGAGAGGAGACAGGGCUGUCACUAAGAUUUCAAGUUACCAAGUAUUUACAAUUAGCAGUUGGGGAACUGAACAGCCAGGGAUUUCUUUUGGUGCCAUUUUCAUUUUUUUCUUUCCUACAAAAAUAGCAGGGGGUCGUGCUCAUGAUAGCCGGGGGAUAUCCCCCACCCCCAGCCCUUAGUGACAGCCCUGGGAGGCCAGUCUUCCCUCAGUUUUUUCCCCUUGUUUUUCCCUUGUACGAUUUAACUCCCCACCAUCUGAAUACUGUUCUCUACUAUCUGAAUGCCUGGAACUGGCUAUGCCAUUACUGGCAAGUGCUGUUAUAAUAAUUCAAGGGAUACCUUAUCAGAUACAUGCAUAAAUAAAUGUCAAAUUUGUUGCAUAAUCCUAUGUGUACUUUCCUCUAUUAAAUUUAAGGUAAAAUACAUCUUUUGACAUUUUGAAAUACACAGAAGUUAAUCAUAUUAAGCUCUUUUGUGUGUAAGUUUGAUUAUCAAUGGAAAAGGGUUGGAUUGUAAUGUUUUGCAGCGAAAGAAACAAGCCAAGGAACUGGAGCGACAAGCAAAGAAGGAAGCUAAAGAGAGAGAAAAACAGGAAAGGCAGCAAGCUAAAGAACUAAUGAAAACACAGAAGGAAAGGGAAAAGCUUUUGAAGAAGGUUUGUUUACUUGUUCACUGACAAGAAGAAUGUGUAUCAUUGUUUGCUCAGUGUGUCUUGAAAAAUAAGAGAUAAAAAACAAAGAAAAACUUGACUGGGUCUUAUACUGAACUUAUUGCACUUUUCUCAGGACUCGUGUGUAAGAUGAUAAAUCACCAAUUGAAAGUGAGGUUGUGCAAUUUCCAAAUCAUCCGCUUAUUUGAUAUUCAAGUAUCCAAAGAGGAGUUUUUGCAUUCUGAAUGUGUGAACUAAAAAGUGACUGAGUGUGCAACAUUUUUGUUCUCUUGUCAUCCAGGCAGACAGUAUGAAUAAGAAAAUGAACAAUCGCUUGGACAACUGCAUCCAGGUAUGAGUAUUAGGUUUCAUGAGUGUUAAAUUUUGCGAUUUUCCCAAAUUGCAAAAAAUCAAGAAAUUUAAUACUCUCAAAAUUAUGGUGUAAGUUAGAAUAAUGUAUUUUAAGACCCUGAGUGUUGGCCUGGCCAAAGAGAAUUACACCUGCAGUCUCCAGCUCUGCAGAUUGCUAGUCUGAAAACUACAUCUUAGUGACUGUCUUUUUUGUCACAGUGUUAAUUAAUGUCUGUAAAUUCACCUUAUUAUUUCUUUUGCAUAUUUAUUUUUAACAGAGGUGAUCUUUAGUCAGAACUCAGAUUCACGAUGGUUAAAUUUAAUGAAGAUUUUUAAGCCACGCAAAUGUGGAGAAUAACAGUACAAUGUACCAAGUAGAUAUUCAAGUUUCACACCAGUAUGUUUAGCGCAACUGUACCAUGGGUCUGUUUGUUUGAGCGUAUCCCAGAAUAGAUUGAAUAAAUUGUAGAUAUCACAUGUUUAGGUUUUUGUUACAAAGCAUCAUAACUUCUGCAAUUCUGGUAGAAAUACAGUAUUAAGAUGCGUGUAGCAUUCCAUUGGUCCAAAAGUCCCAGUAAAAGAGAUUUGUAUCAGAUUUAUUGUGUUUUCGCAUUCUGGAAUAUGAAUCAAACACACACCAUAAACCACUUUAUGGCCAGCCAAGCCACACCAAACCAAGGUCCUGCUCUCCAACUGAUCCACUGUGUACCUGUACAAUUGUUAAUAAUGAAUUAAAUGAUCAUGUAUUCCAUUUCAAAUACAGCAAAUAAAGGUGUACAUUGAUCCUGAAAUUGUAAAUGGAGGCCAGCUGCCUGAAGAAAGCCUUCUCCUUCAAAAGCUAGAGUCAUUUGGGGCACGUCACAAGGUAGAAUCACAGCUGAUUCCUGCUAGUAUCACUUGGAAGAGAGCUGUGGUGGAGCAUGAUGUAGCAGACACACUUCAGGUAAAGCUUAUCAAACACACUCUUGUUUCGUCCUUUACAAACUACCACAAAUUCUUAUUCUUUCCAUGAACUAUAAAAGAAUGGAACAACCUGUCGCAAAACAUGGUUGAGUUGACAUCACUGGCCUCUUUCAAGGCCCAGUUGGCUAAACAUUUUUGAAACUGACAAAUAUAUAUAUUUUAUGGGACUUUGAAAUGUUUUUUAUGGAAACCCUGACCACUUGGAAGAAUCAUCUCUAAACAUAUAGAUGGAGCCAAGUAAUGGAAGAGGAAGAAGAGUAUAAGUUAGGAAAUGAAAAGAAAAUGUAAAUACGUCUUCCAAAUUUGGAUAUUGGAUACGAAAAUUGUCUUUUAUCCCAGCAAGAAUCAACAUUCUGUUUAAUCCAUUUCAGAUCUCAACCAAGACUAGUUUUGUAGAUGAGAAGCAUCUUCUUGUUCGUCUGACUGCAGACAAGUUUGUUGAGAUGGUUUUCCACUUUCGCGAGGUUAGAAUACAAAUAUUACGUUAUUCUGUGUUGUGCUCAAAACCGUUUGAUUUUGAAAUUUGUGUUUAUUUUUUUACAGUAAUAAUCAGAACUCAGUAAAACAUUCUUAAUCUUAUUGAUCUUUCAGGAGAUGCAAAAUCCUGCGAUAUCUGUAAUCGCAGAUGACGAAACUCUGAGAGCAUUUUGUGAAAGAACUCUUGUGAUUUAUCCAGGAAGAGUGGUUACACUGGUUAUCGUGGGACUUGAAAAAUAUUUCAGGUGGGCCUUAUUUCUGACUCUGCAUAUUUAUAAUAGAAACAAUCGAUGUUGAUCCGUACUCCCCUCUUCCUUGAUUUUCACGUGAUUGUUUUCUUUUGUUUACAGAGAUGUCAAACUCACUCAAACAAGACAAUUUCGAAGUGCAGUUCAGGGUUCUAGUUCCUCAGAUAAUGAAAAACCAUCGAGCAGUAAAGGACGAAAGAAAGUUAACAAGAAGUCUGGACCGAGUGUUAUGGUGUCACGUGUUGAUGUUGAGGAGGCAAUGGUGGACCUGCAGCUCAGGCAGCCAAACUGCCGAGUGCGCAUGUGUGAAACAGAGGAAGAAUUUGCUGAGCUGUUGGCCAUGUUUACUAAAGCCGUUGGCGAGGCACCUUUUAAGUAAUAACAAAUUAGUCAUAGUACAAAAACCCUUUGGUCUGAUAACUUGUAGACUUUGUAAUUCGUUUCUUUUAUAGUUUGUUUGACUACAGUUUUAGUUGACUAUUUUUCGGCAAAAAAUAGUAAAAAAAAUAUUAUUAUUACGUAGAUUCCCGGGUGGCGAGGAUACCUUGAAAACGAUUAUGAGUUACUUCCUGAAAACAAAAUGUGAGGAUGAUCCAGAAACGAUCAACGUGUACAUGCAGUGUGAAGUAGUUUCUUCGUGCUCUUUCUGUUGCGGACUUUAACACUAUAAAACGAAAAAAAAACUCUGCGAAUUAUCGAGUUAAAAUCAUUAUUAUAGUAGAGAAAGCUGAAGUAAAAAUUAAAAACUUCACCCUUGUUUUAUUGAGUUUUAUUUGCUUUCUUUUAACACUUACAGGAAGAAGCAGCCAGAGACGUUCAGUUUCUGUGUUGAAGGAGGAGAAAAAGCAUCCGUGAAGGUCAGUUAACAGCGGGAUUAGAUAUGUAGCAGAUUCCUGUGUACUCGUUGCAAAAAAGAUUGAAAACUAGCUUCACUCUAGUCAUGAGUGUGCACCAAAAACGGAAAAUAAAGUGGGCUCUCGAUUCAACGAAGGCCCAAUUGACUGGCAAAUGUGUUCACUAUAACAAGGUCUCUUUAUAUAUCGAGGUUCUUUUCCAUAUAAUUUACUAUUACUGGGGUAAAGAAAUCGUUCCCGCGAGGACUUCGUUAUAUAGAGGUUCGUUAUAUCAAGCGUACUUACAGUUGUUUUUUGUCUCACAACAAACACAAUUAAGUUAGAUAGCUGUAAGGGCCCGCCCAUUCGCCCUGUACGAAUCGCCCGUCAUAUCCUUCGAUUUUAAAACAUAUCUUAAGUUUGAAGCAAGUAAAUGACAGCGGAAGAACUACUGUAAGCAAAAGGGUUUAGUAUGCGUAGGAAGUUAAUGUCAUACCCUACCCUCCUUUUUACAGCGGGUUUCACCGAAAGAAAAAGUACGGAAAUUUUCUUUUCAAAAUUUCAACGUACGAUUCCAAACUAAGCUUUUUAAUUUAAAAAUUCUCAGGUGUCAAAGGAGGGUGACGGUUUAAAGAAAGUAUGGCUGCAACAGUUUCAGCAGUUCAGAAACGUCUCCGCAGAUAUGGCUGCUGCGAUUGUCGCCGUUUAUCCAACACCUCAAAGUCUACUACAGGUAAUGUGAGAUCAUGCGCAUAGUUUCUGCUGUAACUGCAUACGUGUAGGUGAUUUGCAUUCACUUGUCGGUUCUGAAACUAGUUCAUUAAGUGGAAGCAAAGGAAUGGCAACCUUUAGAAAGAGGAAGAGAACGAAGGGGGAAUUGCGGCGCCUGCGGGGAAUUUUAGAAGGCUGGUCUGAAAAAAUUCUUAUAGUCGCUUCGAUAAUCAUUGAUUAAUAUUUGAGAUACCUUAUCAAUUUUAUUAGAUGUCCUUGGUCAUUGUAGGCGUCCUUUCUUUUAACCCACUUCUCGCUGUCUGGAUAUCCCUUGAAACACUCUUCCUCGUGUUGAUAUAUUACAUGAAUGUUUGUUUUGUAGGCUUAUAGAAGAUGCGACAGUAGAGUAGAGUCGACCAAACUUCUUCAGGAUAUAUUGGUUAGUAGCCAGCAAUAUAACCUUCUUACAAAAAUAGUUAAUGCAUCUUUCACGUUUUUGUGAUGGAUUUGUCUCACAGUCAAAAUAGAAUCCUGGUGAUUUCAGUUAUCGGGGUUAUCGAUUAAGCGUUUGCGCCCAUACGUAAGGGACAGCGAAAAUAGAACCUAUAAAUGCCAAGUUUGGACUGCCUUCGUUACUUUUGAUUGAGUGGAAUCAUUACUUUGGUCAUAGACAGUGAACCUUCUCUUUUCUCAUUUUUUCUCAAGUUCAGCUGGAAUUACUCACUGCUUUGUCAGUUGGUGCUCAGUGCAUCAGCGAACACAGGGCGCAGACGACUGAGUUAUUUGUGACCUUGAUUGUAGUUAAAUUUUACAGUUGAUAGCGCGAAUCACCUUCGUUUACUCUUUACUGUAGAGUCGAAGUCAACGUGACCGAUCAAACCGUCGUGCAAUCGUGUUACAAACCUGGAAAAAUAUUAUCCAAUGCUCAGGUGGGAACGAAACAGGUUUGCAACACGAUCGCAUGGCGUUUUACUCGAUUCUACGGCUCGCGGUAUCAACUGUAAAAUCUAACUACAAUCAGUAGUGAUCAAGGUUACAAAUAUCUUCUCUGACUGCCCUGUGCAGCGUCUUGAGAGGAGUCGUUACCGUCACGUUGCCAUGGUGGCAAUACUUUUAGAUCGCAGCAAACCUUGGUCCGUACCCUGGGUACCAGCGAUUUUUUCUCGCGUGUGACGUAGAGCUUCGUCGGCCGUAGACCGACAGCUCAAGUGUGUAGUUGCCCCCUGGAAUUUCACAAAGAGAAACGAAAAUAGAGCCUGAUCUCAGGUUGAGCGGUGACAAUAUAGCCUACCUAGAGAGGUUGUUCUAAGAUGAAGACCAUUUUCUUAACUGAUAAAAUAAUGCGUUACCUUUUCAAAGUAUUCGAGUAGCAAUCAAAACAGAACAUUAACUGCUUGUUAUUUCGGCUUUCAGGUUCGCCGCGGAGCUGGAGUGUUAGCCAACAGUAGGAGAAUUGGACCCGAGCUUUCUCGGAGAGUUUUUUUGCUAUUAACCAGUGAAGAUGGUGACUUACCUGUGAAGUGAAAAUCUGGGAAAGUCAAGAACACGUCAGCAGUAUUUAGUUCGUUUCUUUUGCAUGUACUUGUCAAGUAACAACUAAUCAAACUCUGUUUUUGGGGGGACUCACUAAAAACUAAACUUACGCCUCUUUUCUUUCCAGUAACACGAAAAUUAGUCAGUAACAUGCAGUAAGCUUAUCAAUUAUCAAAGUAUUUCUCCUGGCUAAGGUUCUUGUGGUGAAGUCGGGGGUGAAGUAUAGGCAUCAAACAUACAAAAAAAAUUGUUUGUGACAAAAAGGUUUUUUUAAGGGCG
Messenger RNA from Porites lobata, 7743 nucleotides. Lineage: Eukaryota; Metazoa; Cnidaria; Anthozoa; Scleractinia; Poritidae. The record is from the annotation of a GenBank genome assembly.